This is a messenger RNA of Fusarium redolens, 567 nucleotides long. RefSeq lists its product as uncharacterized. The transcript has a single exon. The coding region runs from base 1 to 567 and encodes 188 amino acids. The record is from RefSeq and is a predicted model, not a curated record. NCBI's taxonomy places the organism in Eukaryota, Fungi, Ascomycota, Sordariomycetes, Hypocreales, Nectriaceae.
AUGGCCCAGGAUUUGCUUUCCAUUCACUCUGGAGGCCUUCCGGACAAUAGUGUCAGCGAGUGGCAUACAAAAGACGAUUCACCCCAGAUUAAUGGUGCUCAAAGUGUCAACGAUGUCCCCAAUGCAAAUGCUAUCCGUGCUGAAGAGUAUCCAGAGCCUGUUGCGCAAUUUGGACUUUCUGAGCUACCACCAACAACUACCUGGCCAGAACAAAUAGGCUGUCUGACGGCCCACGUGCAGAGAUUGCGUGACAUUUUGAGGGCUAUACUAAAUUGUUCACGCAACCUCAUGCGGAAAACCGACGAGAACAAUGACGACGAAGAAAGCGAUAACAGCUCGGACACUUUCGGCGAGUCACUUCAACCUAUUGGUACCAGUAAUGGCUCAUAUCAGCAAACGGGACAAGACAGGGUCACUUUGCCAACUGGAGGCCGGAUUGUUCACAUAGGAAACGGCAUCGUCAUCGUCAUACAAGAGCUUCGCAUCAACCCACAGUGCAGAUCAUGUUCGGUCCAGCAACCGUCUUCCGCACAACAGUCCUCUGCCUCUGCCUCUGCCCAAGCAUGA